Molecule: messenger RNA, 1238 nt
Organism: Blepharisma stoltei
Lineage: Eukaryota; Ciliophora; Heterotrichea; Heterotrichida; Blepharismidae
Source: the annotation of a GenBank genome assembly
AUGGGACACGGAUGUCUUUCAAAAGGAUCAGUGAAAAUCCAAGAAAUGGGAUUUCGUGCUACCUCCCUCAAUAGCUCCAACCCAGGAAAUAAUGCAGAGUUAAUCCGCCGCAAGAAAUCCCAGCUAUUUUUAACCGACGAUUCCGAAUCCACCUUUGUGGAGCUUUCCACUCCUCGGACUGGAAGACUAAUCAGAUGAAAAAGAGGAGAAAUCAUAGGCGAAGGUGCCUAUGCCAAAGUAUACCAGUGCAUGAAUAUCGAAACUGGCGAACUUUUGGCUGUAAAACACUUCCAAGUAACCUUUAUUUAGCUUACAGACGACCCAACAAAAAUACAAAAGGACUUUACCCUUAUGAAAAAAGAGGUUUCUUUAUUAAAACAACUAGAUCAUCCUAAUAUAGUUCAAUAUUACCAAACUGAUUUAUCGCCAGAAAUGAAUUCACUGGAUGUGGUGAUUGAGUAUGUCCCUGGUGGGACUUUGAGACAUUUAAUUCAAAAAUAUGGAAUUCUUGAAGAUGGAAUUAUUUUUUUGGUAUUUUUGCAAAUUUUUAUAAUAUUAAUGUUUUGAGCUAAUUUAACUUAUUAAUAUAAACCCUUUUUACAAAUUUUAAAUUUAUUUUCAUGAAAUUUUUAAAGGUAAAAUAAUGAUAAAUAUAAUGCACCUUUGAAGAUAAUGUUAUUAAAACAUUUGCCAGGCAGCUACUCAAAGGCCUAGCUUAUCUUCAUGAAAAUAAUGUUAUACAUAGAGACUUAAAAUCAGCAAAUAUUUUAAUAUCGACAAAUGGGAAGUUAAAAUUGACUGAUUUUGGAUCUUCAAGAAAGUUUGAACAUUCUGACUUAGAGCUAACCAAAAGCUUAAGGGGGAGCCCUUAUUGAAUGGCUCCAGAAGUGGUUUUAAGGCGAGGGCAUAGCUAUUCUGCCGAUAUCUGAUCCCUAGGGUGUGUUUUAAUAGAAAUGGCAUCAGGAAGACCACCAUGGUCAAAUUACUCAAAAGAUGCCAGAGAAGUUUUAAAGCUGAUCGCGACUAAUGAGAUGCUCCCAGACUUCCCAAAAUGCGAAAAUCAGCUAAAAAAUAUCAUAAAGCAGUGUAUACAAAGAGAUCCUAUGAGAAGGCCAUCAGCCAAAGAUUUAUUGAAAUUAAGCUAUUUUCAUGAAAAGAAUCCCGAGUCUAUCCCCGAGCAUUCACAUAUACAUAGAGAUAUAAGUAUUCAUAUAAUAGAAGAACAAGCUGAAGAAUAA